AUGCUCACCACCAGAACGCUGCCUCGCGCCACAACUCGCAUCUGCACAGCCACACGAGCCGACACCCCGCCCGCUGUAUGUCGACUUGUGAGGCUACCCACGACGCAAUCGCAGUCGGCCGCACAACCGCCAUUGGGUCGGCGGCAUGCAUCGUCGUUUCGGAAAGGCUUCCAGGAACAACUCCGUAGAAGCCCUAUAUUGUUCCCGUUUGCCAUUGGAGCCAUCACCGUAGUCUCUGGUAUCCUCAUCUUCUAUGUGCCCUGGUACUACCGCAACAUCAUCAUCAAACCCUACCACAACUUCCCCGAGCCCGUCGCCAAUAAGCUCCGUCGCGCCCUCUUCUACAGCCGCGGCAACUAUCUCGAUAUCCGCGAAGCCAACAAAUACUUCCGACAGGCGCUUGCCUUGGCCAAUGAGCUGGGUAUGGAUCCCUUCAGCGACGAGAUCAUGGGCGUCAAAUACAGCAUCGCCGCCCUGUUCGAGGACGCGGGCCACUACAGUCUGGCCAUUGAUGUGCUGGAGAUCAUGCGCUCAGAUUGCCAGCGAUGGGUGGAUGAAUUCUCGGACAAGCAUUGGAACAAUGGGAACAGGAGUCGGGUGAAGAAGAACAUGGUGCAAAUCAACUUGAAGUUGGGCCAACUAUAUGAUGUCAAAUACGUCAACGAGCCAGAGAAUGGGGAGAAGAGACUGGUGGAGGCGGUGGAAAGUGCGCUGGGUGAAUGGCAACGGCGAGAAAAGGAGGGCCUGAAGACGGGCGAGGGGCCUUGGCUGACAGAGGAGGAAAUGGGGGGGACUUUGGAAGCCCUCGGAACCCACUACGAGCAAUUCGACUCGCACUACCUCGCCACCCCCCUCUUCCUCAAGGCACUCGAAUUCGUCCCCAAAACUUCAUGUCACAGCGUCGUCCUCAUGAACAACAUAUCCACCUGUCUCGCCCAACAAUCCCCCUCCUCCCAACCCACAACCACCAUGUCCCCCUCCCCUUCCUCCUUCCCCGUCACCACCCCCGCCCCCCGCCCCCUCCUUAUCGACCAGGCCCGCCAAUGGGCCCAAAAAGCAAUCGCCCACGCCGAAACCAUACAGCCGCCCCACCGCGACCCAGAAUGCGACGUCGCCUGCGCAGUCGCCACCCACAACCUUGGCGAAUUCCUCGAAAUGGAGGGCAAAAUCAGCCAAGCCCGCACGCUGUACGAGGAGGCUGGUCGCCUGAGCAGGAAGAUUGGGUUCAAGGAGGGUCAAGGGAAUGCAAAGGCGGGACUUCAACGCUGUUUGCAGGCCGAGAGGGCGAGCUAG
Plenodomus lingam JN3 is the source of this 1293-nucleotide messenger RNA. RefSeq lists its product as uncharacterized. The record is from RefSeq and is a predicted model, not a curated record. Gene Ontology annotation, molecular function: misfolded protein binding. Gene Ontology annotation, cellular component: i-AAA complex. Gene Ontology annotation, biological process: protein quality control for misfolded or incompletely synthesized proteins. NCBI's taxonomy places the organism in Eukaryota, Fungi, Ascomycota, Dothideomycetes, Pleosporales, Leptosphaeriaceae.